CCUCAGGCACCUUGCAUUGAAGAUGCUUGGCCCCUGUAGGUGAGCAUAUUUUAUUCGUUCCAAGAAGGCUUCAUCUCACCCCCUCAAAAAAAGAAAAAAAAUGCUCUCAAAAAAAAAAAAAGGCUUCAUCUCACUCCAACCGACCUCUCCCGUCGUAGACACCAGGCGGCGGCGGCGCUGUUUGCCUGUUCCUCCGGCGGGGAUAACUCUUCCCGGGACAGAUCUGGUACGGCACUUGAAGCUCAAAUCCGGAGCGCUGGCUCUGCAAUCCAUUCCCGUGUGGCGAGGGGGAUUUUUUGCUGUGGUUGUGUGGUGGUGGUCAGUGUCUCGGCGGCUCUGCACCUAGAACGCGGCGACCAUGGGAAGAUCAUUGACGGAGGCGUCUGGCGACGACGAAGGAUGUGCCAUCGUUCCGGGCUUUUCGAACGACGGUGUGCUGAUAGAUCCAAGCGUCAUUCUCGCUUCUGGCAGCGCAGACCAGCCAUCGGAGGAGGUAUUUAUGGAGGAGGCGGCUCACGAUGAGGCUGGCAGGGAGGAUGUCGACGCACCUAUGCAGGAGGGGCUGAUGAAGAUCAACUCUGAAGGAUGGACGCACAGGUUUGAAAAUAGUUUAUGGAGCAACGACAGCGCUCAAAUCAGUCGGAGGGUUCGGACUGGUGCGGCCCCUGAAGAAAGGGAACUGAACCAUGAACUAACGAGUGCCCUUGAGAAUUCGAUUAAGAACUAUGCGGAAAGAAAGAGUGACAUCGUAGUGAAUCCGGCGGUAGGGACGUCAUUCGACUGUUUGGACGACGCAUACAACUUCUACAACCUGUAUUCCUGGGAGGUUGGGUUUAGCAUUCGGUAUGCUAAAUGCAGGCUAAACGUCCACCGGGAGAAGUGCAUGCAGGAAAUCGUGUGUGCUUGUGCGGGGAAGCCGUUGACGGAAAACAGCCGGUCUGCUAGAUGUGGGUGCCCAGCUCUCAUUAGAUUACUUCGAUCAGAAGACAAAGGAUGGUACAUCUGUGAGCAUAGAGACAAACACAACCAUCCCCUGUCAAAAACUUGUGGUGAAAAGCCGUGCUGGAAGUAUACCUGGGCAUGGGUGGCCCGGCCUGAAGCCCGACGUCCCGGGCCGGGCUUGGGCCUCCCUUUUCAGUCCCAAGCCCGGCCCGAAAUGACUAAAAAAGAUCAGGCUAGAUCAAUGGAACUUGCAAUAGCCGAAGUGUUCCCCAACACGAAGCACCGUUGGUGCAAGUGGCACGUGUUGAAAAAAGCAAAAGAGUCGCUAGGGGCUUUGUAUGGCAAGAAGAGUGAAUUCAGAGCUGAAUUCCACAAGCUGGUGAACCUUAUGUGUAUGGAGGAGGAAUUUGAGAGCUGCUGGGCGGAGAUGUUGGAGAAAUAUGGUUUGCAGAAGCAGCCGUUUCUUACUCAGAUUUAUGAGGUUCGUCGCAAAUGGGCGAAAUCUUAUUUCAGGAACAUCUCUUGUGCCAAGAUAACAAGCACUCAACGAAGCGAGAGCGCCAGCCAUGUUCUGAAGACUUACAUGCCUCCUGGAUGCCCAAUGCAUAUAUUUGUGAAGCAACACGAGAAGCUGCAAUUCGACAUAGACUCGGAGGAGAGCUACUAGGAAAAAAGGACAGCCCUGAAUGGUGUGGUCCUGAAGGCUAAUCUGCCGAUUGAGGUGCAUGCGGGUAAGGUAUAUACCAGAACUAUGUUAGAGCAAUUUGGACACUCUCUAUCUGAGUAUGGUCAGUACAUGCUAGAGGAAAUAGAGCCGAGGAAGUCGUACAUCGCUAGACAUACCAGGCAUGUAUUCAGGGAAAAAUGGUGCAAGACAAUAUACCGUCUCCAGGUAGAUGAAGAUAAGGGGGAGUACAAAUGUGAGUGUGGCUCGUUUGAGCAUUCCGGGAUGCCCUGCUGUCACCAAAUAAAGGUAUGUUCUCUUCUGAUAUCCGUUUGAUAAAAAUAGUACUUUGAAAUAAAAGGAAGGCUGGUCAUAAUAUGUUCUGUUGAGCUGCUAGUCCCAAAGGGAACUGACGGGAUGGUUGCUGGUGUAUUUGUUUUUUCAGGUGCUGCUGCAUCUGGGGCACAUGGAAAUACCUAGCAGUUUGGUUCUGAAAAGAUGGACAAGGGAUGCAGGGGACAUUUUGCCACCACAUCUCCGCAGCUACCAGAAAGAUCAAGGGCGUCACUCAAAUUUGUCGCUUACUGCAUUCGAGAUCGUCAGGAUGGGUGAUUCGAAUCCUGCUGCUUAUGAACUGGCAAUGGAACUCAUGGUUGAUGUGAAUACCAGGUUGGAGCCUCUUUGUGCAACUCCGGACGGUCUUGGUGUCCACGAGAGAGGGCAGGCGGAAUUAACAAGGGAAAAUGCGGAGGUCGGGGUUAGGGACGAUUUAACAGGGGUCGCGCCGACUCGCCAGGAAUUGGACAGGAAACAGCAACAACCCCAGGAACGGGCGAAGCGUGCAAGUCAGGAAUGAAUGCUCAAAAUGGAAGCGGGGUAACGAUGACAAGCAAGAAAAGACCUGUUGGGUGACCAAGCAAUGGAAGGGAAAAAGCGCCGUACGAGGAAGUCAGCAAGAGGAGCAGGUUCUGUUCAGUUUGCCGUUUAUCUGGACACAAGAGCACGACCUGUCCGCACCAGAGUGAUAUCCCGAAGGUUCCUAGGCGUCAGCCGAAGUGCUCAAACUGUGGCGGUACAGGUCAUCAGAAGAACAACUGCGGAAACCCCAAGAUUUUGCUUGGCUGAGUCUCUCUUUCAUUCAGACUGGUCAUCAUUGGAGGAUAGAAAAUAGUGUGGAUCAUAUCCAGCGUCAGAAAACGUAAUGUAGCGAGGUGUGUUUCCUUUGGACAUGUGAUUUAACUUGUAGUGGAUUCCGAAUGGAUGACAAUGUAUUAAGUUGAUUGAAAACGUAAUGUAGGGAGGUGUGUUUAAGCUGCUGGUUCGUGAGAACUGAAUAAGUUGUAGUUUGUGGUCGGUAUGAUGCUAUUUUUGUGUCUUAUCAGUCUCAGCAAGGGGGAUUCUGUUUUGUGGAA
Molecule: messenger RNA, 3018 nt
Organism: Brachypodium distachyon (stiff brome)
Lineage: Eukaryota; Viridiplantae; Streptophyta; Magnoliopsida; Poales; Poaceae
Product: protein FAR1-RELATED SEQUENCE 7-like
Exons: 6
Coding region: 359-1609 (416 amino acids)
Biological process (GO): regulation of DNA-templated transcription
Source: RefSeq, a predicted model, not a curated record